UGGAGAAUUGUGGGUUCAAUAAAUAAUGUUUUGAUAUUAUGUGCAUCAUCACGUGAGAUAAUUCUUGGUUAGAAGUAUAAUUGAAUGGUGAUGACAAACUAUUUUCUAUGAAAUAUAAUGUUUCGAUAUUUUUCGAGUGCUCGUGCUCUCUUCAGCGUCGUAAGUACCGAAGCAUGUAUACAAUGCAGUAAAGGUAAAAUUAUCACAUUUAGUCGACCAACGCGAAGUUUGUUCACAACAAACGUACAAUGCUCUACUGUCGGCGAAAUUAUCAAACAAUGGGGCGACCGGUUUAAGAACGAAGGUAUCCCAGAACCCGUAGAAUCGAUCGAGCACAUCGUUGCGCACGUCAUGGGCACUAGCAAGAUCUUAGAUCUUGUAAACGCGCGAGAUGAACAACUUACAUCAGAUCAGUGCGAUAUACUGGAUUCAUUGUGCGAAUGCCGCUUAUCUAGAAUGCCGGUUCAAUACAUAAUAGGAGAAUGGGACUUUCGAGAUAUUACAUUAAAAGUAGUCCCACCAGUUUUCAUUCCGCGACCAGAAACUGAAAUGUUAGUUCAUUACGUAUUAAAAGCGUUAAACUCUUCCGAAAAUAAAGGAUCAGAAAUUUUAGAAAUUGGAUGUGGUUCUGGAGCAAUAUCUCUUGCGAUCACACAUACCGACAAAGCAGCUAAUUGUAUAGCGAUUGAUUCAAGCCUAGAUGCAUGCGAAUUAACCAAAGAAAACCGAGAUCGACUAUACUUAAAAGAUAGAGUUGCAGUUAUGCAUGCAACUCUUAAAGAUAAUGGUUCGAUAGAACUUUCGAAAAUAUUGAGUGGACCUACAGAUCUCGAUUUGAAUUCAAAAACUUUUGACUUCAUAGUUAGUAAUCCUCCUUACGUACCGACCAAGCAGAUACCUACAUUAACUCCUGAAAUUAAACUUUUCGAAGACUUAACAGCACUUGAUGGAGGCGAUGACGGUUUGAAAGUUAUUAAACCUUUAUUAAAAUAUGCUGCUACAGCUUUAAAACCGGGCGGACGUUUACUAUUAGAAGUUGAUACAACUCAUCCUGAAUACAUACAGUUUUUUACAAGAAAAUAUCCCAUUCUUAAACUUCAAUACGAACAUACGUACAAGGAUUUUUGUAAUAAUGAUCGAUUUGUUGAAAUAUCAAAAUUAUCGUAA
This is a messenger RNA of Eufriesea mexicana, 1167 nucleotides long. It is a transcript of the gene HemK1, whose product is annotated as HemK methyltransferase 1. Gene Ontology annotation, cellular component: mitochondrion. NCBI's taxonomy places the organism in Eukaryota, Metazoa, Arthropoda, Insecta, Hymenoptera, Apidae. Gene Ontology annotation, biological process: protein methylation. Gene Ontology annotation, molecular function: nucleic acid binding; protein methyltransferase activity. The transcript is spliced from 5 exons. The record is from RefSeq and is a predicted model, not a curated record. The coding region runs from base 118 to 1167 and encodes 349 amino acids.